AUGGAGAGACUAGGACAAAUGCUCGCAGGUUCCCUUCAAUUGAAAAGUAUAUUAGGGACCGGCUCCUACGGCGUGGUGUACUUGGCUACCGAUGUCAAUACUGGUACGCGCCAUGCUGUCAAGUGUCUCAAUAAAUUCCAUGCCGAUGGGUCUCGUCUAGAUGCUUCGCAGCUCUUAAACUAUCACCAAGAGAUUCAACUUCACCACCAAGCCUCCGCACAUCCCAACGUUGUGGAUAUACACAAGUUUCUAGACAGACCUGAGGGCAUUUAUGUUGUCAUUGAAUAUUGUGAAGAGGGAGAUCUAUUCCUAAAUAUAACACAACGCGGCCUGUACGUUGGCAACGAUACGCUGUCUAAAAAUAUUUUCCUUCAAAUCAUUGAUGCUCUGGAAUACUGUCAUAAAUGCAACAUCUACCAUCAGGACCUUAAGCCGGAAAAUAUCCUAGUUUUCAACCACGGACAAACAGUCAAAUUGGCAGACUUUGGCUUUGCCACAACUAAUGCAACAUCUGAAAACAGUACCCGUGGGUCUAUGGCCUACAUGAGCCCUGCAGAGUGUCUGGAUUCUGGAACAAGGGAGCUACACCAUCAUAUGUGCGGGCCCAGCGACAUCUGGAGCUUGGGAAUAAUCCUGGUCAACCUGACGUGCGGACUCAGCCCAUGGGGACAGGCAUCUGUUGAAGACUUGAACUAUCGGGCAUACACCGCAAAUCACAACCUCCUUACGUCGAUCCUCCCAUUGUCUGAUGAUCUUAACAAUGUCUUGAGGUGGAUCUUCAACCCUAACCCGAGAUAUAGGAUAACCCUGCUUGAGCUCCGAGACAGGAUCAUGACUUGCCCCAGCUUCACCAAGCCAAAAGAAAAGUAUGGUAGAGCUCUGCUAGAUGCAUAA
Messenger RNA from Metarhizium robertsii ARSEF 23, 894 nucleotides. Its product is annotated as Ankyrin repeat protein. The record is from RefSeq and is a predicted model, not a curated record. Gene Ontology annotation, biological process: protein phosphorylation. The transcript is spliced from 2 exons. NCBI's taxonomy places the organism in Eukaryota, Fungi, Ascomycota, Sordariomycetes, Hypocreales, Clavicipitaceae. The coding region runs from base 1 to 894 and encodes 297 amino acids. Gene Ontology annotation, molecular function: ATP binding; protein kinase activity.